AUGCGACCAAAAGCUUCAAUGCGCCAGUAUAACGUGGGCAGUCCCUUUGAGAGAAUCGCCAUCGACAUCGCCGGCCCUUCCUCAGAGUCCGACCAUGGGAACAAAUACAUCCUGAUAGCUAUGGAUUACUUCAUUCCAGUUGAUUACGCACCAGCUCACUGUGUGGCAGAGGAUGUCCAAAUGUCCAGGGGUAUCGCUGUGGUAUUCAACAAGAAAUUCGGUCAGCUCCAAGAACAGAACCCUGAAGUCGGAGGAGUAUUACAGUUGAAAAAGGACCAGAGAAACAUUUCCUACUUGGUGACCAUAAAGCAUUUUCGAGACAAACCGAGUCUUACCAGACUGAGGGACACGAUGCUCGACCAGAAGCUCGUGUACUUGGCAAUGCCGAAAAUAGCCUUUGGGCUCGACAG
Messenger RNA from Leptinotarsa decemlineata (Colorado potato beetle), 410 nucleotides. Its product is annotated as ADP-ribose glycohydrolase OARD1-like. Lineage: Eukaryota; Metazoa; Arthropoda; Insecta; Coleoptera; Chrysomelidae. Gene Ontology annotation, biological process: peptidyl-glutamate ADP-deribosylation. The record is from RefSeq and is a predicted model, not a curated record.